Hibiscus syriacus is the source of this 757-nucleotide messenger RNA. Its product is annotated as UPF0047 protein C4A8.02c-like. Bases 64 to 600 code for a protein of 178 amino acids. NCBI's taxonomy places the organism in Eukaryota, Viridiplantae, Streptophyta, Magnoliopsida, Malvales, Malvaceae. The record is from RefSeq and is a predicted model, not a curated record. The transcript has 7 exons.
GCUAGUAGCCGAGCCAUUUAAAAUCAGCAGGUUAGGUUACAACUUGGGGAGAGAAUCUAAAAGAUGCUGAUGCAAAGCUCAUCACUAUUUUUAUCGAAGCCUGCGUCGGUAAAAGCACAGUACAACACAUCCUCCGUUGAUUCCAACACCAUGGCUGCCACCGUCCCCGGCCCGAAAUGGGCUCAGAAGACCAUUACUCUUCCUCCCCAUCGGCGAGGCUGCCAUCUCGUUACGUCCCAGAUAUUGAAGGAAAUCAGACCCGAUUUAUCUGAAUUUAAGUGUGGCCUUGCUCAUCUAUUCCUGCAACACACAAGUGCUUCGCUUACCAUCAAUGAGAAUUAUGACUCGGAUGUUCGUGACGACACCGAGACCUUCCUCAACAAAAUAGUUCCAGAGGGAAGGUCUGCGCCUUGGAAGCAUACGCUAGAAGGCCCUGAUGACAUGCCCGCCCAUAUCAAAUCAUCAAUGUUUGGCUGCGCCCUAACGGUUCCUAUUACAGAUGGAGAGCUUAACAUGGGAACUUGGCAGGGCAUUUGGCUUUGUGAGCAUCGCGAUGCUCCGACAGCUCGUAGAGUGGUGGUGACCCUCAAUGGCAUAUGAGGUGUUAAAUAUGGAGAUGCUAUGUUCGCCUCAGGCUGUGUAAUGGUGUUAUAUUUAAGAUGGUUUCAUAAUCACUAUCUUUAAUCUGUUGUGUUGCUUUGUCGAAAUAACAUCGACAAUAAGAUGGUAUAGCAAUGAGUUUGUAAUCAGUUGUGAU